Messenger RNA from Diabrotica balteata, 1183 nucleotides. NCBI's taxonomy places the organism in Eukaryota, Metazoa, Arthropoda, Insecta, Coleoptera, Chrysomelidae. The record is from the annotation of a GenBank genome assembly.
AGAUAACCAAACUUGUUUAAUAUUUUAGUUCCUAGUGUGACCAUCUACACUAUUAUCAUGAAAACUGAUUAUUUUCAAGAUUUGACUGAACAAACCGAAAUAGGAGUUUGGAAUGUCUUUGGAACAACUCCUAGUGAAAUAAGAAAGAACAUAGAAGCUAUUAAAGAAUGGCUCAAAACACAACCACAUUUACCUGGAAAAUUAGCUGAUGAACAAAUCAGGGCGUUUCUUAUGAUGGGCCGUGGUAGUGUUGAAAAUGCAAAACCAAAAAUUGAUAUGUACUUCACGAUGAGAUCUUUGUUUCAUGAUAUUUUUCACGAGUCUCAUCCUUUAUCAAAACGGAUGCAAAAAGUUAAAGAUUACAUUUAUUUAAUACCAGUUCCAAAGUUGCUUCCAGAUUAUACUCGACUUAUAAUUGUGAAAUUAAAAGAAGAAUUAAAAGAUCCAUAUUCGUUCGAUCCUGGGGCAGCGUUUUGUCAGGUGAUAAAUAUGGUCGAUGUAAGAUUUUUUGAGGAUUUAUGUGCAGGGCACACCGUAAUCGUCGAUCUAAAGCAUUGUCAGCUAGCACAUUGCAGCAAAGUUACCCCGUCUAUUAUCAGAAGUUGCUAUACAGUCUGUGAGAAAGCUUUGACAACAAGUGUAAAUGGAAUUCACAUAAUCAACGCUCCAAGAUUUUUUGAUCAGGUUAUCAUUAUGAUAAAAUCUAUACUUUCUCCAAAACUGGCCAAAAAAAUACAUCUACACAAAGACUAUGAAUCCGUUCUUAAUUCCAUAGAUAAAAAUAUAUUACCAAUGGAUUAUGGCGGCAAUGAAAAAUGUUUGGAUGAAUUGGAAGACUUGUUUGCUAAAAGAUAUGAAAUACACAAGGAGUAUUUCGAUAGAAGAGAAACGCUAAGGGUGAAUGAAGAAGUUAGACCAACGAAAAAUGUAAACGACGAAAUUCUUGGAUUUUACGGAAACUUUAAAAAACUCGAUGUUGACUAAAUGUUAUAAUAAACAAAGUUUCUGAGUUUCUUUAUUUAACUUUAUUAAUUUUAAUUUAAAUUGUCUAUUCAUAUGUUGGUAAGAAGUAUGUAACGGCAUAGUCAAUCCCAAAUAGAAUAUACUGCAAUAAUACAAGUUUAUAAACGUGUAUCUAUUAUAUUAUUACUUCUGUGUAUGACAUAAUAAAUCACCAAAGCUA